Rhinolophus ferrumequinum (greater horseshoe bat) is the source of this 4918-nucleotide messenger RNA. RefSeq names its product ectodermal-neural cortex 1 (gene ENC1). The record is from RefSeq and is a predicted model, not a curated record. Bases 451 to 2220 code for a protein of 589 amino acids. The transcript is spliced from 3 exons. Gene Ontology annotation, molecular function: protein binding. Lineage: Eukaryota; Metazoa; Chordata; Mammalia; Chiroptera; Rhinolophidae.
AGACUGCUCCGGCAGCCGGAGGAAAGGCAUCUCAGUGGUGGCGCUGCGGAGACCGAGUCCAGACGCCAGGCGGCCGCCGGCGCGCACGGCGUUUUCUAGCUCCCUCCCCCGAGUACACAGCCCGCCUCCUUCCGCGGCGCCUGCAGCCGCAGGCUCGCUCUCCCUCCCGAGACUCACUCCAGGAGACACUCCGCGGGUCGCGGGCACAGUCUGUGGCGUGCGGAUCGUGAGGCCGAGGCCGACCGCCAGUGGUAGCCGGCUCCCGAGCCAGCGUCCCGGGCACGGUCCUCUCCUCGGCAGGCGCCCCAUGCGCGCUCCUUUCGCCCAGGCAGUCGCCGCCGCUCCCCGGGGCUGAGACGUCCGCUUCUUCGCCUCCCCUCCGAGGUGACCGAGGCGAGAACCCAGCUGGUUGUGCGCUGUGGCCAGUCGCCACUGCUGCGUAGAAACAAAAUGUCAGUCAGUGUGCAUGAGAACCGGAAGUCCAGGGCCAGCAGUGGCUCCAUUAACAUCUAUCUGUUUCACAAGUCUUCCUACGCUGACAGCGUCCUCACUCACUUAAACCUUCUACGGCAGCAGCGCCUCUUCACCGAUGUCCUUCUCCAUGCGGGAAAUAGGACCUUCCCCUGUCACCGGGCAGUGCUGGCUGCAUGCAGCCGCUACUUUGAAGCCAUGUUCAGUGGUGGCCUGAAAGAGAGCCAGGACAGCGAAGUCAACUUCGACAACUCCAUCCACCCAGAAGUCUUGGAGCUGCUUCUUGACUACGCGUACUCCUCCCGGGUCAUCAUCAAUGAAGAAAAUGCAGAAUCACUGCUGGAAGCUGGCGACAUGCUGGAGUUUCAAGACAUCCGGGAUGCCUGUGCCGAAUUCCUGGAAAAGAACCUGCAUCCCACUAACUGCCUGGGCAUGUUGCUGCUGUCCGAUGCUCACCAGUGCACCAAGCUGUACGAACUCUCCUGGAGAAUGUGUCUUAGCAAUUUCCAAACCAUCAGGAAGAACGAAGAUUUCCUCCAGCUGCCUCAGGACAUGGUGGUGCAGCUCUUGUCCAGCGAAGAGCUGGAGACAGAAGAUGAAAGGCUCGUGUACGAGUCUGCAAUUAACUGGAUCAGCUAUGACCUGAAGAAGCGCUACUGCUACCUCCCAGAGCUGUUGCAGACAGUGAGGCUGGCUCUCCUGCCAGCCAUCUAUCUCAUGGAGAAUGUGGCCAUGGAGGAACUCAUUACCAAGCAGAGAAAGAGCAAGGAGAUUGUGGAAGAGGCCAUCAGGUGCAAACUGAAAAUCCUGCAGAAUGACGGUGUGGUAACCAGCCUCUGUGCCCGGCCUCGGAAAACUGGCCAUGCCCUCUUCCUCUUGGGAGGGCAGACUUUCAUGUGUGACAAGCUGUAUCUGGUAGACCAGAAGGCCAAAGAAAUCAUUCCCAAGGCUGAUAUCCCCAGCCCAAGAAAAGAGUUCAGUGCAUGUGCCAUUGGCUGCAAAGUGUACAUUACUGGGGGGCGGGGGUCUGAAAAUGGAGUCUCAAAAGAUGUCUGGGUUUAUGAUACCCUGCAUGAGGAGUGGUCCAAAGCUGCCCCCAUGCUGGUGGCCAGGUUUGGCCAUGGCUCUGCUGAACUGAAGCACUGCCUUUAUGUAGUAGGGGGGCACACGGCUGCAACUGGCUGCCUCCCGGCCUCCCCCUCAGUGUCUCUAAAGCAAGUAGAACAUUAUGACCCCACAACCAACAAAUGGACCAUGGUGGCCCCACUCCGAGAAGGUGUUAGCAAUGCCGCAGUAGUGAGUGCCAAACUCAAGCUGUUUGCUUUCGGAGGUACCAGCGUCAGUCACGACAAGCUCCCCAAGGUUCAGUGUUACGAUCAGUGUGAAAACAGGUGGACAGUACCGGCCACCUGUCCCCAGCCCUGGCGUUACACAGCAGCAGCUGUGCUGGGGAACCAGAUUUUUAUUAUGGGGGGAGACACAGAGUUCUCUGCCUGCUCUGCUUAUAAAUUCAACAGUGAGACUUACCAGUGGACCAAGGUGGGAGAUGUGACGGCAAAGCGCAUGAGUUGUCACGCUGUGGCCUCCGGAAACAAACUCUACGUGGUUGGAGGAUACUUUGGCAUUCAGCGGUGCAAAACUUUGGAUUGCUACGAUCCAACGUUAGAUGUGUGGAACAGCAUAACCACCGUCCCGUACUCCCUGAUCCCUACUGCAUUUGUCAGCACCUGGAAACAUCUGCCUUCUUAAACUCACUGCAUCCUAGAGAAAGUGAGCAUGAGAGAUUUUGGGGCUACUAUCAAAAAUCUUUUUCUUCUGUUUUAGCUCACUCCGUUCAGUGACACAAGAUGCGAUUUCUACUUUGGAGAGGCCAAAUUUAAUGAAGAGAAAGAAAAGAAAAAGGAAAAGAAGUUGCUGUGAGACUGAGAUUGUACGAUCAGCUGCACCUUGUAAAUGCUCUGACUGGACAUGAAGGAAAGGGGUGGGGGAGGGGUGGGAUUUUCUGUGCAAGUACACAUGGUUUAAAUAUGAAUGAGUGAACCUGGGAUCUAGUUCUUGUCUUGUAAUUGUGGAUUAAUGUCAGCGUUAAUCAGCCCCUCAAAGGGAGAGAAAAGCUGCGCCUUUCCCCUUGCUGUACCAUAUUCAGCAUUUGAUUUCCAUGGGCUCCACCAUUUAUGUGUAAAAUUUGAAAUGGUUGUCACCUCUCUCUGAGGAGCAAGCCUGAAGCCUCCACACCAGCUGCUUUUGGAGAUUGAAAGCCCAACUGUGGGGCUAGGAGGGAAGCUGGCAGUGCAGGCUGCAGAGCCAGGGCCACUGGACUCUGCUCAUCUCGGAGGGGUUGUGCUCCCCAGGAGGGUUUCUGAACAAUGGGGACAUUGUUGGGAGCCGUUUGGUAGAUGUUCUUUUCUAUUUAUAAGUGACUUUAAACUUUCCCUUGGCUGUUAAGAAAUUUGUUAUAGACUUAGCUAUUUAUUGUUGGAUGCCUGCAUGCUGAAACAAUGCUUAGAGUUGUCUUCACGUGUAUGGAUGUGUGUGAAUGGUUGUAUGUUUUGCACAAUUUUGUGGUUGUUGUGAUGUGCUUUGCUGCACAAAAAUGAAAACUUUGGAGUUACAAUUUGGAAUAUAACUGGAGGGUGGGUUGGGAAGGGAGGGAUUUUGUAAAUGUCAAGACAGGGAAAGAUUACAAAACAGAAAUUUAAACGAACAUCCUAGAGGUAGAGAAAGCAUGGAGGUCACUUUUCUUAGACUCACCAACUUUUAAUCGGGUUUCAUGGGCUCCGAUCAUGCUGAUGGCUCAUGGGGUGAGGGAAGGCGUCUUUCUGCCCCUCUCCUUCCAUCUUAUUCACCUCCGUCAGUCUCAGCUACUGAAAUUUACAAAGGACCAAAUCGCUUUGCCAUUUUUUUUUCUUUGUGUAAUAUCCUGAAAUCCUGGAAAGUUCUAUGGAAUAGUUCUGUAUAUAGAGCACAGGUAAAAGCAUAGUCCAAAGUUUAUUUAUUUAUCUAUUUAUUACCUUGUGAAUGCUUUGCCAUAACCACGGUUAACAGAAAAAAAAAAAAAAAAACAGAAAAAAAAAACUAUCAUAGAUAUAAAUGAAGUCACUCGCCAGAUUUGCUUGAACCAGAUUCAUUGUUCUCUAUUCUUGCUGUACAAUUUAGCAAGCAUGACAAGUUCUCCAAGACAAUAAUCACGUUGGUACAAUGUAUACUUUAGUGCUCACCCAUAGGUAAGUCUCUAAAAGAAGUCUUUGGUGCACAAAAGUGAUACAUUUGGCCACAAGACACCAAAGAAUUGUAAGCAGUGGCCCCUGUUGAAGUUUUUCGGGAUAGUCGGGAAUCGGUUGUGAAUACAUUCUUUGCUAGUUUGCGUGCUUGUUUACUAAACACGUGCUGUGGUAGGUGUUAGUACUAGACUCAAAUAGGUGCUUCCUCCGGUGUCUGGGGAAGACCAGAGUUUGCAACUCUCGCACUGCUCUCAUUGAUGUAUCUCACUCACAUUACUGUACUUUAGAAAAUAGGGUUUAAGACUGAUGACAACCUUUUUUACAUUGUGACUGUGCUUGCAUUGUCUAAUGGCAGAUAAAUCCUUAACAUUUCUCUCCACCUGAAAACUUCAGGCUAAUUGUACAUGUCCCGUCUGUGCCAUGAAUAAGGGGCCUAUAGUUGGACCCAAAUAAAUGAGCCGUUGGAAUAAAAGAAUCACAAUACUUUCUAGCAGUCAGUCUUUCACUCCUAGAUGUGUCCUAAGCAAUGCAAAUGUGUAAUUGUAUUCUGGCGGCAUAGUUAGGUGUUGUUAUAUUGUAGCAGUUACAGCUCGGUAGUUUAUGAUGCAAAUCUGUGGAGAUGUGUGUGCCACUGCAUGGCUUCUGAAAAGCAGGAUGAAUUUUCUGCAGCUGUUUCGAAGUUGUGGUCUGUCCUUGAAUCCUCUAUUAAUUACUAUGUGUGAGCCAGAGGGAGCUGUGGUCAGGGUGGGCCCCCAGCCUGCAGGGAACUUUCUGGACUCCCCCUCUUUGAAUUGAUGUAAGCAUUUGCGCUCACUACUUGACCAUUCUCACCCUGUGAAAUGUCUCACACUUUGAAGCAAAUACAAUUCACAGCACAGUGCACACAAAAACCUUGGCAUAAGACAGAGAAGGUUCUUCUUAUUCUGUGGACUGGUUGCUGUGGAAACGGAUAACAAAGGGCAGCCUUCCACUUCUGGUAUAAUUGUGUAGCCCCCUUUUCUCUGGGCCUGACACCUGUCUGAAUAAGAGUGAUUAGAGCUGAAUAAUAUCCCUCUCUUAGCUAUUGAAUAUGUGGUUCACGUACAGAACUCGGUGUAAGUUGAAGAAGUGUUCAUGCUCAUAUGUACUUGUUUCUUACUACUACAUUUUCGAGGUUUUGUAAAACUUAUUUUUUUUUUCACAAUGUGAAACUGAAGGUCAAAUAAAUUAUUAGAGAUUUUCUCUUC